GGGGGGGGUGGAGGAGUGAGAAUGUUCCAGGGUGUUGGGGGAGGGGGGCCGGCCGCGCUGACUUGGCGGGAGGUUUUGGAGUCUGUCGUCAGGCUCCCGGGGCUCCCAGUGUGUCGGCCCUGGUGGGUACUCGGUCCCUGCCCCGGACAGCUCAGGUUCCAGCCGCUGCCCCUUACUUAGAGCACGACCCCCGAGGCCAGCUGCACUCUCUGUCUCCACUGCCCCUCCCAUCACCAUUUUCCUUCUCAAAGGGAAUGUCUUUAUUGAAGUAUAAGACCUACAGAAAAGCACACAAAUUGUAAGUCCACAGCCCAGCCCGUUCCGCAAAGCGAACACUUGUGUGACUGCUGUGAAUCCGAACAUCACCAGCCCCUAGGGAGCCCCCCGCUGCACCCCCUUCCAGCCCCUUGUUCCCUCUCAUCCCCAAGGGUGACCGGAUCCUACCUUCUGUCAGUCAGAGUGGGGCGCUUUGGCCUGUGUUGAACUUGGCAUGAGGAGUCCAGCACCGUGGUGCUCUCCUUGUGUGUUCUGCUCACGGCUGUGAGUCAGCUGGGUGUCCUUCCUCCCCAUCUCUCGAGGGGCUCCGCUGAAUGAAUAUACCAGAACUGACUUGUUUUACAAUUAAAGGGCAUUUGGGGGCCCCCGUGUCUUGGCCAUGACAAGCACAGGACCGGGGACAGUUUCGCUGGGACAAGGCUUCCUGUGCACGUGUCUCUCUUCGUUUCCAUUGGGCACAUCCCAGGAGUGGAAUUGCCUCCGGCUACCUCUGGAAUUCAUUCCAGUCGGACUCUGGCCCCUGCCACUCCCGCAGAGGAGCUCUGCCAAGUCCCCGGUGGCCCUGCUCAGUGCUGGUCCAUCCUCAUCCGAAGCAACCUCUCUGCAGCCUUUGGCACAGCCGACCACUGACCUCUCGUGACACUCCCCACUUGGCUUCUAGGGCCCCCCUUUGACCUCUUCCUCUGUCACAGUGUCCCUUCUCAGACUCCUUUGCCGGAUCCUCCUCAUUUCCAGUGCUAGCCUUGGAGCCCCUUGGGGGAGGGCCAUGGCUUUGUGUCCUCCCCGUCCACACUCACUCCCCAGGGCUCCGAUUUCACCCAGGCUUCGCCACCCUUCACACAGGGACGGUCCCCACGCUGACGUCUCCUGACACGUGUCCCUUGCUGCUGCACUUCAGCACUUGGUCAUGUAAAAGGCACCUCAGAUUUAACAAACAGAACCUAAAUUCUGAUCCCCCAGGCCUGCCCCUCCUACAGUACCUCCCCUCUCAUCUUAAUACACGGAACUCCUUCCUUCUCUUUAUUUUGUGGCUCACAAGCAAACGUUAUUGCACAGCUUUCAAAACACAUCCCAGGUCUGCCUGCUCAUGACCCCUCCGCUGACACCCGGGUCGCAGCCACCAGGUGCCCGCCCUCCUCUCUCACCCUCAGCCCAGAGCUUCUGGGGACUGCCCGGCUGCCCGAGGCCCGCCUCCUGAGGUCCUCACCCCUGCUCUUGCUCCCACCCUCUCAGCCAAACCCGCCUCUGACCACACCCCCAACAUGCUGGGCGUCCCUGUCACAGUGCCUUUGCUCUUGCUCUUCCCUCUGAUACGCACACGGCUCGCUGUCCUGCUUCCUGCGGCAUCUGCUCAGAUGUCACCUCUCGGGAGGCCUUCCUGACCACUUCCCACUCAAGUUCUACGCAAUCUAUGUCUGUUUGGUUUACUGUCUGUUUUCUCCUGUUCUAGAAUGUAGGUUCUAGGAGGGUGGGACUUACUCAUUCCCACUUCCCAGAGCCAGGGGCAGGGCCUGGACACGGCGGACUCCCCGAGGCACUAACCGGCUUGCCCUGCAAGUAUACCUUUGGAAGGUUUUCUGGCCACGUUUGUGGCCCCACAUCGCCUACUGAGACUGCUGUAACCAGGCAUGACAGAAGCUUCCAGAAAUUGGAUAUGGUUUAACAGAGUGAGGUUCCCGUUCAGCCGCCCAGAGCUGCUGAAGGAAUGGGUGCUGAACAUCGGCCGGGGCAACUUCAAGCCCAAGCAGCACACAGUCAUCUGCUCCGAGCACUUCCGACCCGAGUGCUUCAGCGCCUUUGGAAACCGCAAAAACCUGAAGCAGAAUGCCGUGCCCACAGUGUUCGCCUUUCAGGAUGCCGCGCAGCUGGUGAGGGAGAGCGCGGACCUGGCCGGCGAGGAUGCGAAUGUGGGCUCUUACAAGGAGGAGGCCGUGCCUGCGGCGGGGCUGGCAGAGUGCGGCCCGGGGAGGACGGACAGUGCCCUCGAAGCGCUGCCCCCGAGCGCCGGCGGCGCCGCAGAACAGGGCCUGCCGCAGAGACUGCAGGGACUCUCGGCCCCCCGUCCGCCGGCCAGCCCCACACAGCCGUCCGAUCACAGCUACGCCCUUUUGGACCUAGAUGCCCUAAAAACAAAACUCUUCCUGACUCUGAAGGAAAACGAAAAGCUCCGAAAGCGCUUGAAGGCCCAGAGGCUGGUGAUACAGAGGAUGUCCAGCCGCCUCCGUGCACACAGAGCGGGGCAGCCAGGACUCCAGGCCAGGCCCCGGCCGGAGCCACAGAGCCGAGCUGGGCGGCCAGGCUUUCCCGUCAGCGCGUCUGGGGCUCGGGCCAUGGACCCUGAAGUGACAGCGAGGCAGGCCAGGCCCACCACCAGCCACCUCAGGGGAGGUGUAGCCGCGUCGGCCCGGGACAGGAACGGGACCGUGGGCAGGACAGAUUCGGUCCUCCCGGAGGGGACGGGGGCCAACUGUCCUUCCAACGAAAGCUGGGCGGGGGUCUUCAGCACCACGGUGUGAGGAGGCGUCCUGAGCCGACGGGGACGGAGUGCGUUUCCCUGAGGGGCAGCAGGGCCCAGGGAAGGACACGAGAGGGGGUGACGGCGGGGUGGCUGAGACUGGCCUCUGUUCUCAGGCGGGCCUCCCCGGGGCCUGGGGUGAGUGAUGACAGAAUAAAGUGUCUUCCUGUGCUGCA
Callorhinus ursinus (northern fur seal) is the source of this 2967-nucleotide messenger RNA. RefSeq names its product THAP domain containing 3 (gene THAP3). The record is from RefSeq and is a predicted model, not a curated record. NCBI's taxonomy places the organism in Eukaryota, Metazoa, Chordata, Mammalia, Carnivora, Otariidae.